UCACUGCGGCGGUGGGGUGCGGAGCCUUAUGGGCCCAUAGGCUGCAGGCGCGAGCAUUAGGUACACGUGCUGUGGCGGGCAUUUGGUGUAGGCACGGCUGGGGAAGCGAUGGAUUUGGUGUGGCUGCGAGAGCUCCUUUCUAAGCAGGUCAAAAUCACCUUGGUGUGUGGGACUUACUCGGGAUGUCUUCGGCAUGUGGAUGCUGCCACGAAGGCCAUCGUGUUGGAUCAAGUUGAAGACUUGGAAAAUAACCGGAAGUUGCCUGGUAUCAAAAUGUUUUUUGGGUAUGAGAUCAAGAAUUUGGAGAUCCUUGAUGUCUUGCCCACCAGCUUGCCCAAUGGAUCAACGAAUAAGACAACAAAUGUCAGCAAUAACAAAAGGGACAAAACAGAAGACACAACUCCAGAGAAGGCUUUCAGAGAGCAACAUUUCUCAGAGUUGGAUGAUGAAAGUUUGAAAUACAUAAUCAUCGACCAAUUUCAUCAAAAGUUUGGUCCUGCUAUCUUCCACAUUAAACAGCGAAGUGUGAUUGGGGUUGCAGUGGAAGGUAUUGAUAUCUGCCGCUUUGGAAAGCUCUGCUUGAUACAGAUUGCAACAGAGGAUCAAAUUUAUCUGUUUGAUAUUUUCCUUCUGGGACCAGUGGCAUUUAAGAAUGGACUGAAAAUGAUUUUGGAGGACUCUAAUAUACUGAAAGUGAUCCAUGACUGUCGGUUGGUCUCUGACUGUCUGUACCAUCAGUACAAAGUGGAUCUCGCCAAUGUCUUUGAUACUCAGGUUGCAGAUGUUCUGCAGUUCUCCUUAGAAGCAGGAGGUCUUCUUCCCAGCUGUGUCAGUACAUUGGAAGAAAGCCUGGUCCAUCAUCUUUGCCUCCCCGCAACGAAAACCCUGUUCCUGCAGCACAGCGCACGUGCAAUCAAGGUUAACCCAAAGGUGUGGACCUUCCGUCCACUCCCUACAGGCUUGAUGCAGAGAGCAGCAUUGGAGGUGAUGUACCUGCUUUCACUCCGUUCCGCCCUGAUGGACAAGUUAAUGGCGGAUUUCACAACUCAGGUGGAUAACUACCUGAGCAUGUACAGAAAUAUGCCCUGCAUCAACCUGGGAAGUGCUGAGAAUUACCCAAUGGAACUUCCAUAUGAAUUGAAGGAGUUAACUGUUAUUCAGAGGCUGAGAAGAGAGGAUGCUCUGAAAAACUAUAAAAUGGAUGAGAAUGGCCUUUUGGUGAGACUAUAUCCUCAAUCUGAGAAAAUGCCUGAGGCAAAAGGAAGGGUAAUAAACAUAGAUGACAUUCCAGAGCUUGAAGCUACUGACCCUUCAGGAGAAAAUUUAUUAGAAAUGCAGAAUGAUGAGAUUCCAUUGCUUGAACCAAGCCCUGAUUGUGGUGAAGACCUUUGUCCUCCCCUGGAGGAAGUCAGCCUUUCAGCAUUCUAACUGACAAAAAUCACUGCUGCCAGUGCCCAACUUUGUGCAGAAAUCAAUUGACUGAUUCCAGAGAUGGUUGAGUUGAAUGUCUGUCUUAUCGUGGAGGUGAUCAACCAUUUUUCAACUUCAUGUCGCUGUCCCAAGGUGUGUUUCUGCCAGACUCACAAGAUCUUUGCACAAAACCAAGACUUGCCCUGCAGAUAGUAUCUUUCAAAUUAGUUUCUAUCCCACUUUCCAGAAAUGCCCUUUAAGAUAGGAGAAUCUUUAAGAAGACUUUGUGCUCUGCGUUGUGGCCAGACCCUGCUUCAAUUUAUAGCGACUUCAGCAUAGCUGAGUGCUUUCAUGCUCUAUUGUGCUGUACAUGAAGCUUGGGUUUCCCACACAGUGUGUUUCAAUUAGGCCAAACUGUAGGAAGGGAGCCAAGUGAAGGCCAGGUGUGUCAUUCAUGGUGAGAGAAACGAAAGAGUAAGCCACCUGCCACCAUCCUAACCUGGGGUUGAGAUCUGGAUCUAACUCCCAGUUGAUUGCCUUAGCUAGACAUCAAUGUAAAGCUAAAAAACAACUUGAGUGGUUCGUUUGGAGAAAAGACACGUGAAAUAGUAGCAGUACAUCGCCAGUAAAUGACUGCACUAAUGAGACAUGUUUAUGGCCUCAUUGUAUUGUCUCAUACAUUUCCAGGAUAUUGUAUUUUUAAUGCUCUCUGAUUUAUGACAUUAUUUUAUUUUGUUUACUUUUAAAAAAAAAUUCAGUCCAAUAAAACUGUGUCAAAGUCUGUCUUCUUUCCUAAAUAAAUGAUUUCUUCAUAUAUA
Carcharodon carcharias (great white shark) is the source of this 2228-nucleotide messenger RNA. RefSeq names its product exonuclease 3'-5' domain containing 1 (gene exd1). Gene Ontology annotation, molecular function: 3'-5' exonuclease activity; nucleic acid binding. The transcript is spliced from 11 exons. The record is from RefSeq and is a predicted model, not a curated record. Bases 109 to 1428 code for a protein of 439 amino acids. Gene Ontology annotation, biological process: nucleobase-containing compound metabolic process. Lineage: Eukaryota; Metazoa; Chordata; Chondrichthyes; Lamniformes; Lamnidae.